AUGCUCCGCGCAAUCAUUCAACCUGCCCAUAAGAUCGGAGUUCUGACAUACGAUGCUGGCCAGUUGACAGAUAGGCACCUGACUGAACUUGGUAUCGAUCCAGCUACAGUACAGAUUUGCGGUGCUUUACCCCAAGGACAUCUAAGAGGGUUUGUCUCGCAGGGUGAACCAUAUAAUCCCCAAAAGGUCGAAGACGAGCUCGUUGCGCAGGCCAAGAAACUGGUCAAAGACGCUGAAGGCAAAAUCGGGGCUAUUGUGCUGGAGUGCACCAAUAUGGCACCUCACGGCGAAGCGAUUCGUGCUGCGACAGGGUUACCCGUUUAUGAUGCAUAUACACUUGGGGAAUGGUUCUACGCAGGUAUAAACAGGCAAAAUCCAUCAUCCUGGGUUAAGUAA
Messenger RNA from Penicillium lagena, 396 nucleotides. RefSeq lists its product as uncharacterized. The record is from RefSeq and is a predicted model, not a curated record. Bases 1 to 396 code for a protein of 131 amino acids. NCBI's taxonomy places the organism in Eukaryota, Fungi, Ascomycota, Eurotiomycetes, Eurotiales, Aspergillaceae. The transcript has a single exon.